This is a messenger RNA of Jatropha curcas, 2163 nucleotides long. The record is from RefSeq and is a predicted model, not a curated record. NCBI's taxonomy places the organism in Eukaryota, Viridiplantae, Streptophyta, Magnoliopsida, Malpighiales, Euphorbiaceae.
GGGUUUUCACAUUUUCGUUAAGGAAAGGGCACCAAUAGCAGAAUAUACUGUUAGCUAUCUUGCAGGUUUCUUCUGCUUUUAUAUUCUCCUCUUCUUUAAAGCUUUCUUUGUAUUGCUAGCUACUCAGCAAUAGCAAUAGAAAUGGGCAACUUUCUUUCCUCUUUUUCUCCAUCUUCGAAAAGAAAAUCUUUGCCCAUCGAAACUUCCUUCAAGCUUCCUUCUCCAUUGCCAACAUGGCCACCAGGUGAUGGGUUUGGAAAUGGAAGCAUUGACCUUGGUGGAUUGCGAGUGUGUCAGAUUUCAUCCCUCAAAAAAGUUUGGGCCACCCAUGAAGGUGGACCAGAUAACCUUGGUGCUUCUUUCUUUGAACCCUCAGAAACCCCACAAGGAUUCUUUAUGUUGGGUUGCUAUAGUCAACCCAAUAACAGAUCACUUUAUGGGUGGGUUCUUGCAGGGAAAGAUGAGGGAACUGCUCAGGAAACUUUAAAGAAGCCACUUGAUUACACCCUUGUUUGGAGUUCUGAGUCUCUGAAAAUCAAGCAAGAUGGCAUUGGCUACAUCUGGUUACCCACGGCCCCUGAUGGUUACACAUCUGUCGGCCUUGUUGUAACCAAUGUUCCUGAGAAGCCUUCCCUCGAAAAAGUACGCUGCGUUCAAUCAGACUUAACAGACCAAUGUGAGAUUGAUUCUUGGAUAUGGGGAAUAGGUAAACAAAGUGAUCCAAAUGCGUUUAAUGUUUUCAGUUUGAGACCCAGCAAUAGAGGGACACAGGCUAUGGGUGUCAGUGUGGGAACAUUUGCCGCCCAAAACGGCAAUGCUACUUCUAUUUCUGUUGUUGCUUGCUUGAAGAACGUUAGCUCCCAUAAUUUAUCUUGUAUGCCUAACUUAAAUCAAAUCCAAGCAAUUUUCAAUGCAUACUCUCCCCGGAUAUAUUUCCAUCCAGAUGAAGAGUAUCUUUCAUCUUCUGUGAGUUGGUACUUCAACAAUGGGGCUUUGCUAUAUAAAAAGGGAGAAGAAUCCAAUCCUGUGCCCAUUGAAGCAACAGGCUCGAACCUUCCCCAAGGAGGUUCAAAUGAUGGUUCUUACUGGCUGGACCUUCCUGUGGAUGAAGGGGCCAAAGAGAGAGUCAAGAAAGGAGAUUUACAAGAAACGGAGGUUUAUUUACACAUCAAACCAAUGUUGGGAGCAACCUUCACAGACAUAGCUGUGUGGAUAUUUUGUCCUUUCAAUGGUCCUGCCAAGGCCAAAGUUGAGUUCAUCAAUCUUCCUUUAGGAAGGAUAGGUGAACACGUUGGUGAUUGGGAGCAUGUUACAUUAAGGGUCAGCAAUUUUAAUGGAGAGUUGCGGAGAGUUUUCUUCUCGCAACACAGUGGAGGGUCUUGGUUCGAUGCCUCAGAGCUUGAGUUUGAUAAUGGCAACAAAUCUAUAGGCUACGCAUCAUUGCACGGACAUGCCAUGUACUCGAAACCAGGUCUGGUCUUACAAGGGAGUAAUGGAAUAGGAAUAAGGAAUGAUACUGCUAAAAGCAAAAUGGUAUUGGACACUGGAACAAGAUUCUCCAUUGUUGCAGCUGAGUAUCUCGGCACGGCUGUCGUAGAACCACCAUGGCUCAACUACUUGAGGGAAUGGGGACCCAAGAUUACUUACGACAUUGAGGAUGAGCUAAAAAAGGUUGAAAAAGUAUUGCCCGGAAAACUCAAAUCUGCGUUUAGAAAGAUUAUCAAUAGCCUACCGGAUGAAGUUUUCGGGGAAGAAGGGCCUACUGGUCCUAAACUGAAAAGAAAUUGGAUUGGAGAUGAAAUUUGAUUUAAAAACUAAAACAACUUUUUUUAACACGUCUCUGCUGGUCCGAUUAAUUUGGUUAAUCCGGUUCAAUUUGUUAUCUAAUUCGGUUUGAAAAUAUUAAAACUUAGAAUUCGAUUUUUCGAAAAAAAAACUAAACAAACGGACAUUAAGCUUUAAUCUAUUUUAUCCUUAUCAAUAAAAGUUAGCUUUUCCCCUCAAAAUUUUGAUAUUAAGAAGGUGAAAGAAGAGAUAGGGAGUUCUUGGAUUAUGAAUAUAAGAUAUUUGUAAUUUGUUAAAUUCUUUAGCAUAUGAUUUGGAUUUGCAUUGUAAUUUAAGUUUGAAUUUUAUUGUAAUUAAUAGUUUAUUGCAAUUAAUCUA